UAAAAAAAAUUAUUUUCCAUACAAUCAUCCAAACAAGAUCUGUCAGAGUCACGUGCCUUUCUCACGUGACUCCAAAUCUUUACUUAUUUUGUAUUUCAGUGCUCCACUCUCUCAGCUUCUCUACUCUCUCCCUUUUCUUCUCCAUCACCGAUCACAGGAAAGGGUCCUCAAGUCAGGCACUGAGAAAAAAUGGCAAGCCAGGGAGAAGCUCACCCCUACGUUCCACAUGAUCUAAAAUUGCCUGGUUUUGUUCCCCUAUUCCUCUCACAGUCAGAAAUUGUUGGUGUAUAUGGCAUCUCAUCCGUACUGGUUGUGGUGUUCAUGUGGAUAUUCUCAGGAUUUGUUCCUAAAUUAUCAAAGACUGACAGGGUACUCAUGUGCUGGUGGAUUUUCACGGGCCUAACCCACAUGGUCCUUGAGGGCUAUUUCGUUUUUACUCCAGAUUUCUACCAAAAGACUAGUCCCGUUUACCUUGCUGAAGUCUGGAAAGAAUACAGCAAAGGUGAUUCAAGAUACGUAGGCCGAGAUGCUGCAGUUGUUAGUGUUGAAGGGGUCACAGCUGUCAUAGAGGGGCCAGCGUGCCUUCUUGCAGUGUAUGCUAUAGCUACUAAGAAGGCAUACAGGCACGUACUUCAACUAUCCAUUUGUUUGGGGCAGCUCUAUGGCACGGCUAUAUACUUCAUAACAGCUCUUUUGGAAGGCGAUAAUUUUUCUACAAGCCCCUUCUAUUACUACGCUUACUAUGUCUUUGCAAAUCAUUUCUGGGUUUGGAUACCAAGUCUCAUAGUGAUCCACUGCUGGAAGAAAAUAUGUGCUGCUGUCCGCGUCCACGAGCAGAAGACCAAGACCCGCUGAGGUGAUUCUAAGCAUAGACAUCCAAAAGCCUCAACUGAAUAACAUUGUCACAUUUCUAUUUUUUUUGUAUGGUUGUUGAGUUUAAUUGUCUGCAUUAGAAACAAUACUGGAUUAUUAUCUCUGUUCUUGAAAUCUGCUCAUUCCUGCUGGAAAAAAUGUCAUUCUAUAUCUAUGUUCUCCGUCUAUAUUUCUUAGUUCAGCGUCUUGUAUACUAACACUACCAGGAGAUAUAAAAUGGCAUGAUGACAA
Solanum lycopersicum (tomato) is the source of this 1104-nucleotide messenger RNA. NCBI's taxonomy places the organism in Eukaryota, Viridiplantae, Streptophyta, Magnoliopsida, Solanales, Solanaceae. The record is from RefSeq and is a predicted model, not a curated record.